Molecule: messenger RNA, 1197 nt
Organism: Haliotis rubra (blacklip abalone)
Lineage: Eukaryota; Metazoa; Mollusca; Gastropoda; Lepetellida; Haliotidae
Product: alpha-1A adrenergic receptor-like
Exons: 1
Coding region: 1-1197 (398 amino acids)
Biological process (GO): adenylate cyclase-activating adrenergic receptor signaling pathway
Cellular component (GO): membrane
Molecular function (GO): G protein-coupled receptor activity
Source: RefSeq, a predicted model, not a curated record
AUGUCAUCAUCAGCUGCGUCUGAAGAGUCUACUAUAUCACAUGGUGGGGUACAUAUCGGGAUUUGGAGAGUCCCUCUCCCCACUCCGGCCCCGACCACCUCGUCAGACUGGGUACAGAAUGCCAGUGUUAACAACGCAUCCGACAUGCUUCUUGGUCACUCGCACCUGGAGUCAGACAACACCAAUGUCCGACAUGAUGGUACGGACUUGGACUUAACGGCAGGGAAACUUGUGUUUGUGAUUUUCAUGUUCCUUCUGAACAUCUUCAUGGUUGUUGGAAAUACCAUCUCAAUUGUAACCAUAGCCAAGACACCCAAUCUGAGGAGCAGGACUUACUACUGGCUGGUGCUAAAUCUUGCUAUUGUGGAUCUGUUUAAUUCGCUCACAGUUGUUCCAAUCAACACGAUAUGGGAACUCUAUGGAAUCUGGCCCUUUAGUAUGGACUUUUGCAACAUCACGAUCUGCGCAGAUCUUGCGUUCAGUGCAAUCGCAAGUUAUUCCACGGUUCUUGUGUCUAUUGACAAAUACCUGUACAUCACUAAGCCCUUCCUUUACCACAGCAUCUCGGCACCAUGUGUAGCUCUUGGAUCCAUGAUAGCAGUGUGGGUCAUAUGGAUCACCUUCUCCGCUGUGUCCGUAUUUGGAGACUUUGCUCGCAACCCACAUCCGAAUGAAACCAUCUACAACGGAUUGGACGUAUGUAACUUCGUCAUGACAGACUUAUACGCAGUCCUCAGCGCUAUAGUAUCUUUUAUAGUCCCGUUCUGUAUACUCCUCUUCACAAGUCUUAAAAUUCUCUGUGUGGCCAGGAAACACAUUUGCCGCAUUGCCGCCAAUCAUGAAAGUGUGCAGCAGUCCGAAUCCCAGUCUGUUCAGUUAGCCGUCAACUCAUCGCGACGAAACACAGAUGCCAAUACAACCAGUCUGCCUCGAACCUCCAUCUGGACUACCAGCUCUACAUCCACAACACAAACAUCAAGCAAAAGCAGCCGAGAGGAAAAUGGGUCCAUAAAAAGGAAAUUUCCACGAGACAGUUGUCGAGCUUUUGGAACUGUGAUGAUCGUAGUUUUGUUCUUUAUCAUCAUGUUUGCUCCAUACUGGUUUGCCUCUGUUGUGGAUGUUGGGUGCAGCUGUAUAGCGCGCCGUGGGUGUACGAGGAUUACCUCUCUGUGUUUUAUUAUAGUCACUCCCUGGUAA